UCCUCCCUUCCGUCCAUUUGCUUUCCCGUGUCACUCAUCGUUCUCGUGAGCUCUUCCCUCUCUCCUCCGCUUCGUGUUCCAUCGAGCGAUCGCCGAUUAGAUCCGGAGAAAAUGCCGAGGAAUGUGUUCUCCGGCUCCAUUAGCUCCCCCAGGAUCGACGUGGCUAUCGACAUGGGGAACCCCUUCCUCAAUCGCACCGUCGACGGCUUCCUCAAGAUCGGAACGGUAGCUGCCUCCAGGGUCGCUGCGGAGGAAACCUUUCACUUUGUGCAUAAAGGGAGUAUCAGCAAAGGCAAAAUCGAGGAUGCUCUUAAGAGAAUGUGUAAAGAAGGAGCUUACUGGGGAACUGUUGCUGGAGUAUACGUAGGAGUGGAAUAUGGCAUGGAAAGAGCCCGUGGUACAAAAGAUUGGAAGAAUGCAAUGCUUGGUGGAGCCCUUACCGGAUUGCUCAUUUCCGCAGUCAGCAACAACAACAGAGACAAGGUUUUCAAGGAUGCUAUCACAGCUGGUGCAGUAGCUACUGCCGCUGAGUUUAUCAAUUACCUCACCUGAUCAAGAUCCUCUCGAGCAGAGACUAUCAGAAUUUCUGCAAUAAGCUUCAUCUCGUCGCCUUCGAACUCGAUUAGUAAGGUUAGGGAGCUGAAUCAAAUGGGAUCCUAUGUUCAUGUUUACUGCAAGUUUUCAUAGCUAAUAAAAUGAAAAGGGUGAGUCAGUUCAUAGGAUCAAAUGACCUUUAAAGGAAUUUAAAUACUCUCUUAUUGGAUUGUGCCA
This is a messenger RNA of Zingiber officinale, 771 nucleotides long. RefSeq names its product outer envelope pore protein 16, chloroplastic-like. The coding region runs from base 112 to 552 and encodes 146 amino acids. Gene Ontology annotation, cellular component: chloroplast outer membrane. The record is from RefSeq and is a predicted model, not a curated record. Lineage: Eukaryota; Viridiplantae; Streptophyta; Magnoliopsida; Zingiberales; Zingiberaceae. Gene Ontology annotation, molecular function: amino acid transmembrane transporter activity. The transcript has 6 exons. Gene Ontology annotation, biological process: protein import into chloroplast stroma.